AUGAUCCGGGUUUUCGAUAUUUCAGAGGAAAGUGUGAAGGGAGAUGACGAACGGGAAUCCUCGCAAGAGGAAAAGAACGAGGAUGAAGACGGAGGGAAAGGUCUGAAGGAGACGAAACGAGUCAGAACGGCGUUCACCUCCACGCAAUUGCUACAGCUGGAGCGAGAAUUCGCGACGAAUCGGUAUCUGUCGCGGCUGCGGCGGAUCGAGAUUGCCAACGGGCUCCGUCUCUCCGAGAAACAGGUCAAGAUCUGGUUCCAAAACCGACGGGUCAAGUUCAAGAAGGAAGAACAUUCGGGAAGCAACGAAUUCCAACCUUGUCCGCACUGCACCUGCAAGUCCAAAUGCGACGACAAAGAAAAACAUUCCUAA
This is a messenger RNA of Darwinula stevensoni, 372 nucleotides long. The record is from the annotation of a GenBank genome assembly. Lineage: Eukaryota; Metazoa; Arthropoda; Ostracoda; Podocopida; Darwinulidae.